AGAUGACGCGGCCAGUAUCGAUCGAAGUUACAGGAGCGCCACCUAUCCAUACAGGUCGAAGUGCAGAUCGCGGUAGAGGUUUCCAUCGAUAUCUGGCAACUGUGACCUUUCCUUCAGAAUAGCCGGCGUGGGGUUUUCUUGUAGCUAAAGAACUGCGCCAUUUUGUGACAGCGUGCCGCAUUUUUCAAACUGUGAUUUAAAGUUCUCGUCAAUAUGGGAUCAGUAGAAAAAGUUAAGGAGAUCUUAAUCGAAGAAGUGAAAAAGGUACCCGCUAUAUGGGAUAAAGGACAUAGAAAUCACCAUAAUAGGUACCAUUUGGAGAAGCAAUGGAAGAAAAUAUCUCAAGACGUGGGUAUAACAGAUUCUCGAGCUAGAAAAACAUGGAAGAACUUGAGACAAGAAUUCGGGAAACAGAUGACGAAAGCCUUAAAAGCCGACUGUACUUUGGAAUCACUCCAUUCUGAAUGGCCAUUCUUUCAGCAACUAAUGUUCCUGAGAGACCAGUUCUCAAAUAAAAGGCCAAGUGAUGAUUUGCUGCCAAUCAAAAUCGAAGACAACGACGACUUCGAUUUAGAUUCAAGAAGUCGAGUGGACAAUACAGAUGUGGCUGAAGGGAUGGACAUUCCAACACCAUCUCCGGCAGGAUCCAGUAUAGACUCCUCUCCAUCACCAAGUCCUAGUCCUGCUCUGUCCCUGGACACCUAUGGAAUGUCCUCUCCAGCUGGACAUCACAAGCGGAAGAUGUCCUCUAAAUUUCAUCCAAGGAAGAAGCGUCACAAGGAAUCGCCUUGCAUAGGAAGUUUUGAUGAAGAUGUGGGAUUUUUCAAUUCUUUGUUGCCCCAUGUGAAAAGAUUGGCUCCACAACAAAAACUCCUGUUCCGUAUGAAACUUCAGCAAUACCUAUAUGAUUUGUCAUAUGGCUACAGCAACAGCAGACAAAACAUGCUUUAUGAUUCGGCAACAAAUUUAACUUUGUAUCAGCCACCGGUUCUUAACCAAAAUUCAUUGUACCAAUCACCCCACCACACGAUUUCAUCGCCAAAUACCAAUCAUACAAAUAGUCUGAAACAAGUAAUUCCAGAAAACUCUUCCCGAGAGUCACCAAAUUUGGCUUUGGUACAAAAAGAACGUUCUCCUUCAAUAGAACAAACUCCAUCAAAACAGUAAAAUCGAUAGAGGGAUUGUUUCCAUUCAUAAAAAAACACAACGUCGCUUGGACGAUAGACAAUUUUUAAACCCUAUGAGUUAUGUAAGUCAUAAGGCAGCUUUAAUCUAUAAGAACUUUACCUAACUUUUAAGAAGCUGUUAAAAAUGUUUUUAUUUACUUUUGACAUAUAAGUUGUACUCAAAAGUAAGCCAUUCUAGCAUUUCGUUGAAGAGUUUGAAGAAUCUAAACUAAGUUUGUUUUCCAUAAAACAUUAAAAAGAUUCCAGACAGUU
Molecule: messenger RNA, 1439 nt
Organism: Parasteatoda tepidariorum (common house spider)
Lineage: Eukaryota; Metazoa; Arthropoda; Arachnida; Araneae; Theridiidae
Biological process (GO): regulation of transcription by RNA polymerase II
Cellular component (GO): transcription regulator complex; nucleus
Molecular function (GO): DNA binding
Source: RefSeq, a predicted model, not a curated record